This is a messenger RNA of Oreochromis aureus, 4944 nucleotides long. It is a transcript of the gene usp8, whose product is annotated as ubiquitin specific peptidase 8. NCBI's taxonomy places the organism in Eukaryota, Metazoa, Chordata, Actinopteri, Cichliformes, Cichlidae. Gene Ontology annotation, biological process: Ras protein signal transduction; endosome organization; protein K48-linked deubiquitination. Gene Ontology annotation, molecular function: cysteine-type deubiquitinase activity. Gene Ontology annotation, cellular component: cytosol; extrinsic component of plasma membrane; midbody. The coding region runs from base 314 to 3556 and encodes 1080 amino acids. The transcript is spliced from 19 exons. The record is from RefSeq and is a predicted model, not a curated record.
AAAAUACAGGAGUCACCACAGAAUAUGUGGUUUGGCAGCAAAGAUGUGGGAAACGGGUAUCAGGAAAGAAAAAAAUGACUCCAGAAGGUGGCGGUAGUGUGAUAGUAAGGAUGCCGACGUCUAAGAAUUAGCUGAAGAGGAAGAAGAGAACGGGUUGGGGGAAAAAGGAGGAAGCGGAACAAGAAAUCAGAAAUCAGCUGUCAAAAAGUGGCUAAAGUGUAAGCAACGGAUCAGAAAGAGAGAUGUUCGGAGCUUGUCUACACCACUGACCCUGUUGCCUGCCAGUGACCUCUGACUCAACACAUUCGCCAAGAUGCCUGCAGUUUCCACCGGGGUCAAAGAGCUGUAUUUGUCCACCUCUCUGGGGGACCUCAAUAAAAAAGCUGAAAUUAAGCCAGACAAGACGAGCACUAGAAACUAUGUCCAGAGUGCCUGCAAAAUAUUCAAGGCGGCAGAGGAGUGCCGUCUGGACAGAGAUGAGGAGAAAGCUUAUGUACUGUACAUGAAGUAUUUGACAGUAUAUGACAUCAUCAAGAAGAGACCAGAGUUCAAGCAGCAACCGGAGUAUUACAUGACUAUGCUUGGGACAAACAGCUUUAAGAAAGCCAUUGAAGAAGCUGAAAAGCUGUCUGAAAGUCUUAAACUCAGGUACGAAGAGGUAGAAGUGAGAAAAAAACUAGAGGAAAAGGAGAGACAAGAGGAGAAGAAGAGGAGGGAGGAAAUGACAGAGAAGGAUGGCGAACGGGGCUCUCCAAAAACGUCAUUCGCAAACAGGAAGGACAGCAAAAAGGUGAAAGCUGAACAGAAUGAACUGAAGAAUGUAACCUCAAAAGCUGCGCUGCCUGCUGGUGGGAUCACGGCUGAGAAACUUUACAACAUGAUGAAGGACCAGACUAUCGCAAUAAUUGUUAUGGAUGCACGCAGCCAUCGAGAUUUUGAGGAGUCUCAUAUUCAGGUCCAGGCUCAAACCUGCAUCAGCGUGCCUGAGGAGGCCAUUAGCCCAGGAAUCACUGUGAAUCAGAUUGAGGCAAAGCUGCCAGAAGAUUCCAAAGAGCACUGGAAACGGCGGGGAUUUGUAGAUUAUGUCAUCCUCUUGGAUUGGUUCAGUUCUGUCACUGACCUUAAACUGGGGACCACCUUGCAGAGCCUCAAAGAUGCUCUUUUUAAGUGGGACAGCAUCACCAUCCUGCGUAGUGAGCCGCUGGUGCUGGAGGGUGGCUAUGAGAACUGGCUGUUGUUUUACCCCAUGUAUACGACCAAUGCUAAAGUUCGACCACCUAGACAGACCAUUACCAACACCCUCCCUCAGUUGAACUUUAGUUACCCAUCCCUUGAAGAACCAAAACCUCCAACCCCACCUCCACCCGAGCCUGAAGUUUCACUUGAGCCUCAGGAACCAUCAGCUCCUGUGCUUGUGAAUGGGGUCACACCAGCAGAACCUCCAACAUCUAAAACUUCCAUAGUCGCUGAUAGGUUGCCCGACAGUGUUGAUUUCUCUGUCACCGGCUCCACAAAUUCUGGUCAGGACUUGGGUAAGAAGGCCCCUGCUGCAAGCACAUCCAGCCAGUCACCUGCAACACCCAAAGCAUUCCCUCAGUUUGACCGUACCAAGAAACCUGAACCUAAGCCCAGCCAAAACGGGUCAGCAAAGGACUCCACCCAGAAUGGCCCAGUUGUCCCAGACCGUUCAGUUAAACCACCCUUUGCUUCUAAUGCUUCUCUUUCUAAAGAAGAACAAAGUCAGAUACACUCCGAAGCAGUGGCAUUGAUGGAGAAAGCAAAGCAGGAGCAGGAGAAGCGCAUGCAGCAGCGUCGUUUAGAGGAGGAGAAACGGGACAAGGAGUCGAAAGAAAGGCUAGAAAAGGAAGAAAGUGAGAAGAGAAGGAAGGAAGAGGAAGAGAGAAGACAUCAGGAGAAGAAGAAACUGGAAAGGCAGAAGGCAGAAGAUGAGGAAAAUAAAAUAAACAAAGCAUGGGACGAAAAAGACAGGAGAGGAAAAGAGCAGAACUCUGACACACCCUCUAAGAGUAUGUCUCUGGAUUCCCCGGCUCCCAACCAUAUUGUUAGUGAGAUUAAGAGGGAGCCUCUGACCCGAGCAAGGAGUGAAGAGAUGGGUAGGAGUGUACCGGGCCUUCCUGAUGGUUGGAUGAAGUUCCUUGACACAGUAACGGGGACCUACCGAUACUACCAUUCGCCAACCAAUCGUGUCCACCUGUACCCUCCUGAAGUCACUAUUCCCCAGACCCCACCAUCGACACCACCAACAGUCAAACAGAAAACACCACGACCAGCUGAGCCAGACACCAACCGUGAACGAGAGCAGGAGCAGUCUAAACUGAAACGCUCCUACUCUUCCCCUGACAUCAGUCAGGACCUGAGAGAGGAGGCACAGAAGAAGGCCACUGCCCCGACUGCUACUGCUGUCAUACCCACAAUCAACAGAGAAACCAAACCUGCACCUGCCAAAGUCUAUUCUAAAGUGGAGAUUGCGCGUCCUUCAGCAGCCAAAAUUCGCAACCUCAAUCCCACAUUCGGGGGUUUGGGCGCAUCACUGACUGGCCUUCGUAACCUGGGCAACACAUGUUAUAUGAACUCAAUUUUACAGUGUCUUUGCAACACUCCUGCCUUGGCUGAAUACUUCAACAACAAUUGCUACCUAGAGGAUAUAAACAGGCACAAUAUUCUUGGCCACAAAGGGGAGGUGGCCGAGGAGUUUGGUGUAAUCAUGAAGGCCUUGUGGGCUGGUCUGUACAAGUGCAUCAGUCCACGUGACUUCAAGAUCACCAUAGGCAAGAUCAAUGAGCAGUUUGCUGGUUAUGACCAGCAAGACUCCCAGGAGCUGCUGCUGUUCCUCAUGGAUGGGCUUCAUGAGGACCUCAACAAGGCGGACAACAGGAAGCGGUACAAGGAAGAAGAAAAUGACCAUCUGGAUGAUCAAACGGGUGCUGACCUGGCCUGGAGCAAACACAAGCUUCUGAACGAGUCCAUCAUCGUAGCACUGUUCCAGGGGCAGUUCAAGUCCACUGUGCAAUGUCUGACUUGCCAUCGCAAGUCACGGACAUUUGAGACCUUCAUGUACCUGUCGCUGCCACUGGCCUCCACCAGCAAGUGCUCCCUACAGGAUUGUCUGAGGCUAUUCUCCAAGGAAGAGAAGCUGACUGACAACAACAAGGUGUUCUGCAGACACUGCAAAGCCCACAGAGACUCCACCAAGAAACUGGAGAUCUGGAAGGUCCCACCCAUCCUCCUGGUGCACUUGAAACGGUUCUCCUAUGAGGGUAGAUGGAAGCAGAAACUGCAGACAUCUGUAGACUUCCCUUUAGAUAAUCUGGACCUGGCCCAGUACGUCAUUGGACCCAAACAGAGCCUGAAGAGAUACAAUCUUUACGGAGUGUCUAACCACUAUGGGGGUUUAGAUGGCGGCCAUUACACAGCCUACUGUAAGAACGCCGCCAAACAGCGCUGGUACAAGUUCGACGACCAUGAGGUGUCUGACAUCUCCACCUCCUCCGUCAAGUCCUCUGCAGCCUAUAUCCUGUUUUACUCCACCCUGUGAUGGUGCUGUGGGACAUAAAGGAGGCACACUAAUACACCAGAGCAGCAAUGCUUUUUUUCUUUUUAGAAUCACAGCUCUGAGGACCUGGUGCACGAAGCUGCGGGUAACUUGUCGGGGAAUUACUCGAGCGAGUGGCCAUGAGAUCUCGUCUGUCCCAGAAAGGAGAACGGUGCAGGCACACUGUGCAACGCUUCAGCUACUAGAGGAGCCAUAGCUGUUUAAAAUAUGCCAUCUGUUCACGUUACUGAUCAUCUAGAGACUAAAUGGAUCCUCCUUUAAAUCUGACUUCUCUACCAUAGUUGUGCUGUAGGGCUGACCACUGGUCCAGACGCUCUUCACUCGCAUUUCUUUCGCACUCGGUGUGGACAGCACUAUCGCAGAACUGAUUUUCAGCUUUCUUGUACUGUGCAUACACAGGAUUAACAGUUAGGCGGCAUGUACAUACCUACCGACACUGAUGUUGCACAUUAAAAAUGUAAAUACUUUAGGGCAAAAUAUUUAUCUGUUAAGUGACCAAAUUAUUAUUAUUUUUUUCGUGAAAGUAGCAGCCAUUAUAUUAUCUCCAUAUUCAUAAAGGCAAAGCAUAUGUUUUAGGGGUUUACCUGUAGAGCCUUCUCUUGUUUAUUAACGAGGGGGUGUUAAAGAGACUGUGACUGAUUUUUAGCAUUCUUCCUGAGGUAAAGGAGGGAGUUUUGAUUGUUCAUAUUAGCCACAUUCUUGCACUUAUCCACUUAUGCAAUCACAUUAAGUUGUUUAUGUAGAACAUAUUUGUUUAACAGCCGAUUUCAGCGCUCUACUCAGAAUGCUUUAAACUGAUGCUGAUAUCUUGUCUGUCUUGCUCUGUUCAGCUAAUGAAAGGAAACCCUACGGUCUUCUUAAAGUUUGUCAGUUAAACAUACUUACUCUUUACAUGAUUAUACUCAAACACUAUUUAGAGGCAAAUGUAUCAGGAUAGAUUGACAUCCUGUUUGGUUCAUACUAGUGAUUUUUUGGUCUUUAUUUGUUUGAGGCUUGGUUAGAUUAUUUUUUUUUUUUUUGAAUUACUUUAAUGUUUAGUAUUGAGCUGGAGAAUGUGAAGACAUGAGAAAUUACCCUUAGCCACUUACACGAGUGUGAUAGGGUCAACACGCUGCCUGACUGACCAGCCGACUGACGAGGGCAAGCACAAAGUAAGCUUGAUUAUAAUUUUUUUUUAGAAUGGACCAGAGCUCUUAAGGGGUAGGAUUAGACUCUGAACUUCCUGACUGUUUUUAUUGCCUCGCAUGAGAUCAUGUGCUAUUUUCUUUUCACUUGUACUUCCCCCCUCAAUGUUCUGAAAGUGUUUCAGAUAUAACGAUUAUAUUAAUCUCAAACAACUCAUGUCUAUUUAUUAAAACUGCUUCAAAUUA